Molecule: messenger RNA, 1926 nt
Organism: Halteromyces radiatus
Lineage: Eukaryota; Fungi; Mucoromycota; Mucoromycetes; Mucorales; Cunninghamellaceae
Exons: 9
Coding region: 36-1733 (565 amino acids)
Source: RefSeq, a predicted model, not a curated record
UCUAAAUAUUUUUUUUUUUUUCUUUUUCUCUAGUCAUGUCGACAAAGACUUCUUCAAAAUUUUGGAAAAAGCUUGGUUUGGGAAAAAAAUCUUCUUCUCAAGUGUCUCGUCCAGCUUCCAUUCAAUCUCAUGCAACUAUUACUACUACAGCUUUACUCAAUAAUGACGACGAUAAGUCUAUUAAAAGCAAACGAUUUAGUGGCGUUUUGUCAAACCGUAAACAAAGUGCAAAUUCAUUACGAAGGUUACAACAAAUAACAACUAAUGAAGAUCCACCAGCAUUACCUAGUAAUGGAAAUAAUACAACUACAGAAAUCAAAUCAUCACAAACUUCAAGUCUACCUCCUGUUUCUACAUUGAACUACGAUGAAAAUACUCUUCCAACAAACCACGUGGAAUUAAACACCCCGCCCUUGGAUCCCGAUCUUGGUAAACAACACGAUGAACUUGCCUUUGAUGUCAUCACUCAUAAUGAAGCUCGUACUGACGAACAACCUGAUUGUAUGACAGUCGAAUCAAAUUCACGUAGUACAGCUAAUCAACCUAUUCCUUCUUCCGCAACAACACAACGAUCCAAUAUGACACCCUCCAAAUUAAUGAAACCAAAAAGUGUAUCAAGUUUGAAAAAGAAAUCUAGCCAGGCUGACUCUCUGACCACAUCCUCUCCAAUUCAAAGUACAAUCAAUAAGGAACCCAGCAAAAGUAGACUUCGUCAACCCUCUAGUACACCUGGAUCAGCUCGUUCUUCAACACCAUCUGCUUCGUCAUCGACAUCUUCAUUGAGAAAAGAUUCCACCACGUCACGUAUACCUCAUCGUCCUCCUAUACCUUCUAACAAUACUGAUUUAUCAUCAGAUAAAAAGGAUGAACUUAUUCAACAAUUACAAGAAGCUUUACAAACCGAACAAUCCAUCAAUCGCGUGUUACAAGGACAAAAAGAAGCCAUUACUCGGGAUUUGGAUUACUUUAGUCUGACCGUGGACGAAUUAUUAGAAGAAAAAGAAUCAUUAUUACAAAAAUACGAAGAAGAAAAGUCAAAGGCCCUAUCAAAAGAAGAAGAUCUAAAUGUAUUACUGGAAAAACUCAAGACAAGUACCGAUAACGCUAGAGAACGUAGUAUGGAAGUGGACCAAUGGAAGAUCGAAAUUCAGAAUAUCAAGGAUGAAGUAUCGUUAGAACAAGAAGAAUUGAAAUCAGCUUUGAAACGCAAGGAUCAAGUUAUCCUCCAAUUAAAGAAUGAAUUAAAUCUUGCAAACGAAGAAAUCAAUACAUUAUCGUCAAGACUCAAUCAACUUGUACAAGAAUCAGUCAAUCGCAAACCAACCAAUACUCAAACAUCUCUACAACAACAACAACAACAUAUGAACGAGAAUAUGAUUAUUGAAACACCGAGUGCCUCUCCAAAAUUGAAUGCACAACAUUACAACGAAAAUGAUAAGAACGUUGAACCACGAUCUCAAGGAUCGAUUCAUAACACUAAUAUCAAUGGACAAGUAUCUACUACAACAACAACUCGACGUCAUCCUUCAUUAUCAGUGGUCACCACCCCUACAUUGGAUGAUGAACUGAUGAUGUUGACCAAGGAAAAAGAAAAGCUUCAAUCUGAUUAUAGUAAAAUACCCUUAUCAGGUGGCGGACCGACUUCAAGACGACGAAAAGAACAAUUAGAAGAAAUGCUUGAUGAAGUGGAUAGUCAACUUAGCAAAGUCAAACAAAAGAUUCGUCGAUCAUGAAUUAGUUUUAAUUUUUUUUUUUUAUUGAUCUUCAUUCUUUAUACCCUAUUAUUAUUUUUAUUUUUAUUAUUAUUGCUACUUAUUACUUAUUAUUCCAAUCUAUGAUGAUUUGUUUGUUAGUCAACUUUCCAAAAAUAUAUAUCUAUAUCUGCAUUUGAUCAAUAAAUUAUAUAAAAAAAAAAAGACAUACAAC